AUCCCAUCCCCCGCGGGCGGCCCAGGAGGAUGCCACAUUAUGUUGAGCCCGAUUACGAAGUACUUUGCUCUCCCUCCGAGCCAUAUAUUAUACUCUUGCAUGUAUUAGAUCGUCGUCUUUGCAUAUGUGUCUCGGAUUUCAGCUCCCCCCAUAUAGAACUUCUGCAAAGAUAUCAAGCAAACCUCUGCGAUAUAUAUGAGCAAAUUACUUUCGAUCCUUGGCCUCCGUGCGGCGGGCUCCUUCCAAUCGCUGGAUUUGACGACUACUACUACGAUGAUUCCGAAUUAUGGUCCAGCAUACCUAAUGUUCAACUUCAUCUUUGCUUACGGCAUCCUCUCAUCGCGCACAUUGAAACGAUACUAUAAGAUUGACCACAAUGUCUCCCCACGGGAAGACCUGACAAAGUAUGGCGAAGCAGCCGUGCGGGAUGGCAAACUCACACGACGCCAAUUGGAGAUGCUGAAACGGAACGAAGCGGCACAUGCCAAUGCGGUUGAGAAUUACACCUUUCUAGUCGCAGCAAUUGUGCUCGCUACAGGAACUGGCGUUGAUCAUGUGUUGAUUAAUUUGAUGAGUUUGGUGUAUACACUGGCGAGAGUUGCAUACGGAAUCUUUUACUUGCUCAUUGAUGAUCCUGUAUGGAGUCACCUCCGAGGGAUUAGUUGGUGGGUUGGCAAUAUGACUUGCUUUUCACUCUUGUACCGGAGUUUAGUUGCUUUGAACUCGUGAUUCGUGUCGCAAUCCAUCAAGAAUAUUUUUUGUGUUUGAUUGAGUUCCUGUCUGGUAAGGGUGAUGGUCUCGGCUUGGGGAUCGGACCUCUGUCCUAGCUUUACUUCGCCUACAUAUCACUCUUACAUCAAACAAGCAGAGUGUCAGCAAAGCAGAUAGCAUGCCCCAAGGUUAUUACUGUUCCUUUAUUUGUAAAUUCGGGUAAUUAGCAGGGAUGCUGUGACGACUUGGUGUUUUGCCGCUGGAUGCUCCAGCUGCC
Messenger RNA from Talaromyces proteolyticus, 988 nucleotides. RefSeq lists its product as uncharacterized. NCBI's taxonomy places the organism in Eukaryota, Fungi, Ascomycota, Eurotiomycetes, Eurotiales, Trichocomaceae. The transcript has a single exon. The coding region runs from base 196 to 729 and encodes 177 amino acids. Gene Ontology annotation, cellular component: membrane. The record is from RefSeq and is a predicted model, not a curated record.